This is a messenger RNA of Lepisosteus oculatus (spotted gar), 3346 nucleotides long. It is a transcript of the gene pmela, whose product is annotated as premelanosome protein a. Lineage: Eukaryota; Metazoa; Chordata; Actinopteri; Semionotiformes; Lepisosteidae. Gene Ontology annotation, biological process: melanosome organization. The record is from RefSeq and is a predicted model, not a curated record. Gene Ontology annotation, cellular component: melanosome; plasma membrane.
ACUCUGGUUCAGUCUCUUCGGCAAUUCGGCAGGGUCCCCUGGAUUUGAGAGGAACGAAAACUUUUUUGAGGAGAAGAGCAGAAAAACUCAGGCCCAGGAUGCGGAAUUGUCUGCUGGUGCUGGUGGCGGCUGUCCUCGCCGUGGUCUCAGCUCACCGCGAACCACCGAGGGGUUCCGAAGGCUUCAUCCGGUACCGCUCCUGGAACUCCAGAAUGUAUCCGAUGUGGAAACAGGGAGACCAUCACAGCAGAAACUGCUGGACAGGCGGAGACGUGACCUUCAACAUCAUUAACGACAGCCCGACCCUGACUGGAGCCAAGGUCUCCUUCAACAUCGAGAUCCGCUUCCCAGGCAACCAGACCGUGCUGCCGGAUGGCCAGGUCGUGUGGGCUGAGAACUGCACAAUCAAUGGGACUCACUUCCGGAAAGGAGAGGCUGUGUAUCCAGACCAUAAUUCCUCGGAGGUAUGGAACGGUACCUUUCCAGAUGGGACCCCCUUUCCCAGGAACUCCAACAAGAAGCCCAGAUUCGUGUUUGUGUGGAAGACUUGGGGACGGUACUGGCAGGUAGCUGGCGGCCCCUCUUCCUCCCUCACCAUCGGCACAGGCAAUGUUCCCCUGGGCUCCUACAACAUGGAGGUGGUGAUCUUCCACUGCCGCGGCAAGGACAAGUUCAUACCCCUGGGGUACGCCUCCAGCCAGUUCUCCAUCACAGAUCAGAUCCCGUUUGCCGUGUCCCUGUCCCAGAUGAAUGAUCUGAACCAGUCCGACAGCAACUUCAUCCAGAACCGGGCCAUCGCCUUCACCGUCACCCUGCACGACCCCAGCCAGUACCUGCAGGCCGCCGACAUCUCCUUCAACUGGGACUUCGGCGAUAACAGCGGCGCCCUGAUCUCCCGCGAGCUCACGGUCACCCACACCUACCUCACACCCGGCUCCUUCCAGCCGCAGGUGGUCCUGCAGGCCACCAUCCCCAACGUGGGCUGCGGCACCACGGCGGCACCCACCUCCUCUCCACAGGGGGGCUCCACCGCCCCAGCUGACCCAUCGGCUUCUCCAGCUGCUGUGACAGUUAACUCGCCCACUGCAGUCAACAUUGAUCUGGCUGUGCCUGUCUCCCCCGGCGACGACAUCGCCCUGGCUGCAUCUGCGCAACCGGCAGAAACACCAGUGGAGGGAGAAGCAGCUGCCUCAGCUGCCCCAGCUGCCACUCCGGUCGUUUCAGCAGCUGCGCCAGCUGCACAGGACCCAACUCUUCCAGCUGCCUCGGCUGCUACAGCUGCACCAACUGCUCCAGCAAACACAGUCCUGCUCGAGGGCACAGUGGCCCUGGCUGCCUCAGUGGAGGCGGGAGCCUCUGUCACACCUGCAGCCGCAGGAGAGGCAGUCCAGACAGCGAGCCCGGAGAUGGCAGUUGCCCCGGCUGCCUCCACCACAGUGCUGGCAGAGGGGGGGACCCAGGCAGUGACUCCCACGGGGGCGGAAGACGUGGUUGUGGUGGUGGCCAAGCGCCAGGCUCCAGAGACUCCCGCCAACGGCUGCUUCAUCUACCGCUACGGUUCCUUCUCCACCAGCGUGGACGUCAUCCAGGGCAUUGAGAGCGUGAAUAUUGUGGAGGUGGCCAAUGUGGUCCUGGAGACAGAGGAGGAGCAGAACGCUGUGGACCUCACUGUCACCUGCCAGGGGAGCCUGCCCAACGAGGUCUGCAUGGUGGUGUCCGACGCGGACUGCGCCAUGCCCGUGCAGACGGUGUGCAGCGCCGUGCAGCAGCUGCCGGAGUGCCAGCUGAUCCUGCGCCAGUUCUUCAACGACACCGGCGUCUUCUGCAUCAACGUGACCUUGACCAACAACGUCAGCCUGGCCGCCACCAGCGCCCGCGUCAGCGUCACCACAGGUUCGAGCUCUUCCACUGCUGGCACGGUGGCCAUGGCGCUGGGGAUCCUAACAGUCGCCUGUGCGGUGGCGGCAGUAGCUGUGACCUACAGCAGGCGCACCAAGCAGUACCAGCCACUGAGGGAGGACCCCGCGGGCAGCUCCUCGGGCAGCUCCUCGGGCAGCCCCAGAAGGUCCUCGUUUCCCAUGCUGCUGUGGAACCUGCUGGGCCGCCAGACAGCCGGAGAGAGCAGCCCACUGCUGCAGGGCCGGGUGGUCUGAACCGGAUCGGAGCCAUAACCCCACCACCCUCUCACCCUCACACGCACACACACGUACACACUUGACAUUCAGCACCUCUGUAAGUUUAAUUUGAAAAUCUGCAGCUCUUCAGACAUCUAUUCAUGACAGGCAAUGUCUGGGAAUACUGCACCAACAAUAAGCCAAGAUUUAAAAAUACCUUAGCACAUCUGCUGUUUUGACAAAGUAAAUCGGUUACACCUUCAAACAUAAGGGACACUGGCUUUAUAUAAACCGUCCGCUGCCUGUGUGGAACUGUAAUCAUUUUCUCCGAAAAGUGAACAAUUAUUAAAUUUCUGUGGGGGUUGUUGCCUCUCGAGGGAAAGAUCAUUGUUGUGUGUUUUUUAAAUAAACAGUUCAAAGCCAUUUUCUUCUGUACGGCAUAAUAACACCUGUCCUGUUGCCAUUGUCUCUUCAGUCCGUCUCUGAGGUAAAUACUGAUGCCUUGAUCUGCAGUGCGGUUGUAAUCUUACGCGUAUGUCCUUUCUCCGGUGUUCAGUAGACAAACUAGCCGCUGCGAACUGAAGUCGUGUCCAGAAGAUGCUCUAAUAAACCUUGAUGUUACACCCCGUGGCGUUUCCCCUCAAACAGGGUUUGUAGCAGAAAAUAGAACAACGGCAGUUUAAAAACGUUAAAAUAAGAAAAACACAAAAGUGUUCAGAUUACAAAAGCAUCGAACCUGGGUGUAACGGGACAUCACCUCCGAAACUUAAGCCCAAACCUUGCCGCUCGUCCUUACAGGCUCGCCACUGGGCCACUCAUGCCUGUUAAUUACACUCACCUCGAGUUUAAGUGGCAGAGACGCUCCAGUUGCGCAUUUGAGUUUGACAAAAAGGCUGUGAAUUUAACCCUGUAAAGUAGUAAUAGCUUAUUUCGGCCGCAAGAGGGCGGGGUUCGCUGGGGAAAAAAGCAGCCACCUCACAUGACGACGGGCGCAGCACAGCAGGAGCGAGACUGGCAGAGCAUUGUGGGAAUCUGCGCGCACUGGUAUAAGAAAAAGCAAACAUGCUGGAAACGUUCACUCUGAAAUUCGUUUUUUUUUAAUUCAAGUAAUUGUUAAAGUGUCUCUAACACAUACCUUGGAAUCACAAGUUCUGCGGCUGAGCUUCGGAAACCGUAUCGGAAACGUCGUUCACACCAGCUGGUUUCUGAAUAAACGUUUAUUCCAAAUACAA